Molecule: messenger RNA, 1671 nt
Organism: Colletotrichum gloeosporioides
Lineage: Eukaryota; Fungi; Ascomycota; Sordariomycetes; Glomerellales; Glomerellaceae
Exons: 2
Coding region: 1-1671 (556 amino acids)
Biological process (GO): regulation of DNA-templated transcription; DNA-templated transcription
Molecular function (GO): DNA-binding transcription factor activity, RNA polymerase II-specific; DNA binding; zinc ion binding
Source: RefSeq, a predicted model, not a curated record
AUGUUAACGAACAUUCGCACCACCCAAAGGCCCCCAAGGGCAUGCAUGGGUUGCUCGAAGCGCAGAGUAAAAUGCGACAAACGGCUGCCGUGCCAACAAUGCGUUGAUAGAGGACAAGCACACCAGUGUAGUCGCGAGCCAGUCCGGGUGAGGGGUAAUGUGGUAGGAAAUUCAAGGUCAAAUGGCGUCGGCAACCGGAACUACGCCGACAUUUUGCAUCAAAAUGCAGUCCUUCGCGCGCUACUUGCUGGUCAAAAUUCCCGAGCAGUUGUGGGCGCUCUUGAUACAAACGCACAAGAUUCUCAGAAGCUACGCGAACAUGGAACAAGUCAUACUGAGAAAAUAGAACGGCGCCUCUUUGACGAGAUUGGGAUGUCAUCACAGCCACGGACUGUGUUUGACUUGAAAGACAUCAUUUUGCCAUCUGAACAUUUCAGUCGGAGCAUGAUCGAAAACGCGUUUCAGUGGACUUUCUGGCUUCAUUUUGCGCUCUUCAUUCCCAAAUUUCGGCAGGAACACGAAGAGCUUUUGGAUCGGUUGCGAGCGAAGCACUGUCUUGCAGAGAUGGAUCCAGCGUGGAUGGCAAUCUACUUCAGCGUCCUGGCCUCCACGCUCAUGUUUAUGGACGAAAAGGAAACCUGCGACAAGCGACCAGCUGGUGUAAACUUCACCGGACUGCUUCGAACCUGGUAUGAGUCCGCAUUGUUGUUCCUCGAUAGGGCCGACUACACGAAGAGACCAGACGUGCGCACUCCCCAGGCGAUCGCUAUUCUUCAUAUCGUAUUCAACAAUGUAGGAGAUGUGCAUCGCCACCAAAACAUGUGGGCAGUUGCAAUACGUCAAGCCCAACAGCUGGGAUUGGGCUUGGAAGAAGACAAUCCAGCCGAAUCGUUUUGUGAGCAGCAGAUACGACGAAGGCUUUGGUGGACCUUGGCAAUCUGUGAAUGGUUACCCGUUCCUCAUAGAGUUCCAUGCUUACACAACUUUGAAUUUUCAUGCAAGCUUCCAGACGAGGUUGACGAUGAAGAGCUCGAAACCGUCACAGGAAGUUCCAGGCUUUUGCGAUCCAAGCCUCGACCUGUGAGAUACCAUAUCGCUAUGGCGCAGGUAUCCAAAAUCUACUAUCAGCUUCGCCAUGUGCUCAGACUGCAGGAGUGGGAGACGGAAGAUGUGGCACGGUUCGUCUUCGACGCGGAUGAGCAGCUGGCAAACCUCAUAAACGACCUACCCUCAUAUCUGCAAUCUGACGAGAAGAUUACGUCUGCCACCGAGGCACGAGACCGCCAAUAUCCGUUCAUCCCUUGGCAGAAGAAGAGCUUGGCAAAGGUUCUUCUUUACUAUCGAAUGACAAUCAGCAGUCAGCUUCAGGAACAUUGGCUAGACGGGUCAACUGACGGAGCUCGGACGCGAGCUAUCUGCAUGUCUUCAGCUCGAGGGUUAAUUCACUCGACACUUACGGAGACUGUGGAUGCAUCCAAACUGCGACCCUGGGCAAUCACCAUGAAUAUCUUCGCUGCUUCAGCAGUCCUAGCGCUCGAAUCUCUGCAUACGGAGGAGGACUUCUCUACCGAAAUACAACAAGGCCUGGAUUUCCUGGAGAUAGUCCAAGCCCAGAACCUCGUCGCCGAGAAAUCGAUAAAAUUCUUGAAGGAGAUCACUCAGCAUCAUUAG